This is a messenger RNA of Fusarium pseudograminearum CS3096, 3426 nucleotides long. RefSeq lists its product as uncharacterized. The transcript is spliced from 2 exons. Gene Ontology annotation, cellular component: nucleus. Gene Ontology annotation, biological process: error-prone translesion synthesis; error-free translesion synthesis. NCBI's taxonomy places the organism in Eukaryota, Fungi, Ascomycota, Sordariomycetes, Hypocreales, Nectriaceae. The coding region runs from base 1 to 3426 and encodes 1141 amino acids. The record is from RefSeq and is a predicted model, not a curated record. Gene Ontology annotation, molecular function: damaged DNA binding; DNA-directed DNA polymerase activity; deoxycytidyl transferase activity.
AUGGGAAGUGUUCUCGACAAAAACUCUUCUCAAGUGAGAAAGCGCAUCGAGGCGCAUACUUUUGAAAGUGAAGGCGGAGAUGAGUAUGAGGGCAGCGAGUUUGGUGGUUUCAACGACUACUUCAGGCGCAAGAAAAUCAAACUCCAGAAUCUGGAUGCUGAGACGCGCGCAAAGUCGGACAAACCUCAGAUAUUUAAGGGAAUUGUCGCGCAUGUGACAGGGUACACUCAACCACCACUCCAUGUCCUGCAUCGCGAGAUAGUGCAGCAUGGUGGUGGUUUUCUUCAAUACCUGGACUCUAAAACAAUGGCUACACACAUCAUUGCGUCGACGCUGCCUCCGAAAAAGUCGGUUGACUUUAGCCGUUACCGGAUUGUCAAACCUGCAUGGAUCAUGGAUUCUAUUCAAGCAGGACAACUUCUUCCAUGGUCCAACUAUCGCGUCUUGGACGAGGGUCCGAGACAGAAAGUGCUCACAUUUAACGGAAGUAGCGGUUUAGCGCCAUCAACUCCUCUAGCCAAGCAAGGAUAUCGUGAACAGUCUGAGAACAGUUUCUACACUGGCCAGUUCAAGGCGCCUGCUCUACCGAGCCAAUCUCUAAGUCAGGUCAUUGAGAAGGCCCAAACACCAAUUCACGGCAUGAGUCGAGCUCCGGGCACAACACCAAUGGAAGGAGUCGAUAGUCCCUCUUUCAAGAAGCCAGAGGCACCCCCCGGGUCUCCUGUUAUGGACCAAUCAAUCACAACUCCCUGUCGUUUAGCAACAAACAAGGACGAUCAUGAUAACACUACGCCUCAAGUAGAGGUAGUAUCUGCGCCCACGCUCCUGACCAAGGCACGAGAACCCUCAAAGCCGGUGACAUCUGAAGAGCACAAUGCACAACUGUUGUCCGACCCACGAAUCAGAAAAUCGUCGACAGCCAAUCCCGACUUUCUAAAACAAUUCUAUUCUGAGAGUCGAUUGCAUCACCUCUCUACAUGGAAAGCCGAGUUGAAAUCAAGAAUGCAACGAUUGGCUGUAGAAAAGGGGCAAUCGACUCUAAAUACCAAGAAGCGCCUCAACUCGAGACGAUAUGUUAUGCAUGUCGAUUUUGACAGCUUCUUUUGCGCAGUUUCCCUAAAGAAGAAACCAGAAUUAAUCAACAAGCCGGCGGUUGUCGCGCACAGCACAGGAUCCGGGUCAGAAAUUGCAAGUUGCAACUAUCCCGCUCGAGAGUUUGGAGUGAAAAACGGCAUGUGGAUGAAGUCGGCCCUUGAGAUGUGCCCAGAUCUGAAAGUGCUUCCUUACGACUUUCCUGCUUAUGAAGAAGCCAGUCGCCUGUUCUACGAAUCAAUUCUAGACAUUGGUGGCGUGGUACAAAGCGUCAGUAUAGACGAGGCUCUCAUUGACAUAACGUCAGUUGUUAUGAAAUCCGCUGGAUCUCAAGGCAUGGGACCUGAUUCAGAAAACAUUGCGCUUGAGAGAGACAUGGCAGGCAAGAUUGCAAAAGACCUCCGCGAGCAAAUCAAAUCCCUCACAGACUGCCAUGUUUCUGUUGGAAUCGGCGCAAACAUUUUACAAGCAAAAGUCGCGUUACGAAAAGCCAAGCCCGCCGGUCAAUAUCAGCUGGAACCAGGUGAUGUGCUGGAUAUGAUAGGCGAUCUCAAGGUUGAACAGCUUCCUGGUGUUGCAAGGAGUAUUCGUGGAAAACUUGAGGACAUCGGUGUCGUACUAGUCAAAGACUUGCGAGAAGUAUCAAAAGAGCGUCUUGUUUCGAUUCUUGGACCCAAGACCGGCGAGAAGCUCCGAGAAUAUGCUCUUGGUAUUGACCGUACAGAAGUUGGUGAGCAGCCGCCACGCAAGUCCGUAUCUGCAGAAGUCAACUGGGGCAUUCGGUUCAUCAGUCAACCAGAAGCAGAGGAAUUUGUCUACAACCUCUGCAAGGAACUGGAAGAACGACUCUUGAACGAGAACGUCAGAGGAAAGCAAUUCACCAUGAAGAUUAUGAGGAGGUCGAUGGACGCACCCCUGGAUCCGCCGAAAUCUUUGGGUCACGGCAAAUGCGACACAUUCAAUAAAAGCACCACUUUCGGGGUGGCUACUAAUGACCAACAAGUCAUUGGUAAAGAAGCCGUCAAUAUUUUGCGGUCCUUCAGGUUUAGCCCAGGCGAUCUACGAGGGCUCGGAGUACAAAUGACAAAGCUCGAACCCAUCAAGACCAGAUUGGCAGCUCCUGGUGAUAGUCAGAAGAGGCUGGCAUUCAACGCCUUUACAAAACCAUCACCAGCUAAGAAAGAUUCCACUGCGGAACAGAUCGAUGAGUUCGAGAGUCCCGAGAAACAGAAAGCAAUGCCAGGCUGCGGAGUUUCCAAGGAUCCAAUCGCCGACGAUCCUUUGACACCACGAAAACAGAAAAUACAUCCUGCCAUGGCAUUGACAAAAGCUAGUCAAGAUGAUGCAAAGGCAAAGACACCUCUUAACAUAUCAGGGACUCAGUUUAUCAUUCCUAAAGACGCGGAUCCUGCCAUUCUAGCAGAGCUCCCUAGCAGCAUUCGCAGCAAGCUCAUGGCUCAGAAAUCGAGGAUAACACAGGAGGCUGAAUCUCCAAUACCCAAGUCCAGAUCGGAGAGUCCCAUGCCGUUGGAUUUGUGCCCGACUCAGGUAGACCCCGAGGUAUUCAACGCAUUGCCCGACGACAUGAAGGCUGAGAUUAUGGCUAUGUAUGGACGAAAACCCAAACAACCUACACCAGAUCAAUCUCCGCGCAAGGAUCGCACGAUACAGCCCAAAAAGCCCACCACGCCUUCGAAGCGAGGCAGACCGCGAGGCUUGUUCGGCAAAGCUCAGAGGCAGAGAGAUGCCCAGGCUGGUCUAUUGCAGACCAACUUUCGAUCUUUGAAUGAGGUCGGCGAUGCUUUUCAGGAAGAAGACGUUGUUGAAGAACUUGACUCGGAGUUUCUCGCGGAGCUUCCCGAAGACGUGCGAAAGGAGAUUAUUGAAGAUUACAAGAGGCGUAAAAAAGCCCAACAAGCAAAGUUGGAAGCUCCUUUGCGUAAACAGGACUCCACUGAUACAGACGUGGCAUUGCCAGGGGGACAACUUAGGAUUCAAUUCGCAGCAUUGCCACGCAAGAUAUCGUUUGCAAGUUCAGGGGUAACUUCGACCCAGGAAAUAAAAGACAUGCUAGAUGCUUGGCAUACAGAGACGAGGAAAAACGGCCCGCAUCGCAGGGACAUAGAAGUAUUGGAAAAGUUUCUCGAGCGCGUGGUUCAGGAAGAGCGUGAUUUGGAGAAGGCGACCAAACUGGUCAAGUGGUUGGAUGUGUUGGUUGAACAAGAUGGUAGAAAGGGGCGAGGGCAGGAGACUUGGAGACGGUCAGUGGAGGGCAUCAAGGUGAUUGUGCAACAGGCUGUGAAGCAGCGAGGCAUGGCCCCUUUGAAGUUCUGA